AUGUGCUGGACUGGAAAACUUCUUCAGAACAUAGUCAAAACACCAGCCCAGCUCCAUUUUAAGAUAUCGCAGUGCAAGCGUAUCAUUAUUCGACGGACCAAAAAGCAGGGAGAUGUUAUGAUUCGUGGUGAAUUGUUUUAUAAUUCUGACACAGGUGCUCCCAGGACUAUUUGCCGAAAAGGAAAAAAAGCAGAAAUGAUACAACCGUCUACAAUUUCAAAAGGAAUAGAUGUAAAACCACUAAAGCUCAGAGAUGUGAGAAAUCUACUACAAAAGCAUUAUAGUGAAGACUGGAAGGAGUUACCUUAUUUGGUAUACUACAAGAAUGUUUUAUUUAACCUAGAUGAAGAAGAAUUACAGUUACUGUGA
Pieris macdunnoughi is the source of this 369-nucleotide messenger RNA. The record is from the annotation of a GenBank genome assembly. Lineage: Eukaryota; Metazoa; Arthropoda; Insecta; Lepidoptera; Pieridae.